Molecule: messenger RNA, 378 nt
Organism: Colletotrichum abscissum
Lineage: Eukaryota; Fungi; Ascomycota; Sordariomycetes; Glomerellales; Glomerellaceae
Exons: 2
Coding region: 1-378 (125 amino acids)
Source: RefSeq, a predicted model, not a curated record
AUGAGCCAAAUAGACGGCGGCCUCGACUUCAACUACCCCGCCCGCAACAAGAUCCUCUAUCAAGAGCAGACCAAAGUCGGCUACGUCGACGGAGACUCAACGACGCGUACCGAGAAGCCGGCCCCCAGCUGCAGCACGUACUUCACAGCCGGAAUGACACCGGAAGGUAAGGCCAGGCUCCGCUGCAUGAGAGGAUGGCUGUGGAAAGAAUGCAAACGGACGCUGGGAGAGUAUAAGAGUUGGCGUUACAAGUACACGGUCGAGGGCACUAUCACGUUCCAUGGCCGUAUACAACCGAUAGACAGGGAGAACCCAGAGGAGACAGCUCAAGGCGCUCAGACGAGCCAAUAUCAGACUCAGGUGAUUGAGAUGCCGUAG